Messenger RNA from Cynoglossus semilaevis (tongue sole), 2608 nucleotides. RefSeq names its product E-selectin. The transcript is spliced from 12 exons. NCBI's taxonomy places the organism in Eukaryota, Metazoa, Chordata, Actinopteri, Pleuronectiformes, Cynoglossidae. Gene Ontology annotation, biological process: cell adhesion. Gene Ontology annotation, cellular component: membrane. The record is from RefSeq and is a predicted model, not a curated record. Bases 336 to 2279 code for a protein of 647 amino acids.
CAGGCCACAGCAGGUUUAGAGUUACAGCAGGGUUAAAAAUGUUAUUGAUGUAAAAUGUGGUUUUAUUUUCACUUCUGCUCACUUUCUUUUUUUUUUUUAACUUGUUAAAGAGGAAAUCCAAACAGAGGGGGAAAGUUUCCAAUGGAUAAGAGGAGUGGGCAUGGGUAUUUCCACUGAAAUCCGGACGUGACGAGUUAUUCCAGGAAACCUGGACACGUCUGGGGUAGGGUAUAUAAAGGAGGUGCUUUUGGACAUCCAGCUCAGAUUAAUCCUGUCCUUGGACGACUUCAUAAGAGCAUACAAACUUUACAAGGAUAUAAGCUGUACGACGUAAAAUGGACACUAGUUUUGAAUUCCGUCCCAUCUAUGGCCGUAAGAUGUUCUCAUCCUGGAUCUGCUUGACACUUUUUUACUCAAUGCUGUGUACAUGGACCAGUGUAGAGGGCUGGUCCUAUUACUACUCUAACAGCACCAUGAAUUGGCAAGACGCUCGAGCCUGGUGCAAGGAGCACUACACGGACAUGGUGGCCAUCCAGAACCAAAAGGAGAUUGAACAUCUCAACAGCUGGCUCCCCUUCAAACAAACCUACUACUGGAUUGGCAUCCGCAAGAUCAGUGAUGUGUGGACCUGGGUGGGUACCAACAAGACUCUGACUGUAGAAGCAACCAACUGGGCAAAAGGAGAACCCAAUAAUGCAGACAAUGCUCAAGAGAGUGAAGACUGUGUGGAGAUGUACAUCAAAACAAAGUCAGACCAGAAAGGCAAGUGGAACGACGAGAGGUGUGGGAAGAUGAAGACAGCUUUGUGCUACACAGCUGCCUGUAAGAAUGACUCCUGUCACUUUGGAGAAUGUGUCGAAACCAUCAACAGCCACAGAUGCUCCUGCUUUGAUGGCUUUUAUGGAGAAAAGUGUGACCAAGUCGUCACAUGCAAAAGAGAGGAGGUCACUGUUCCAUACCAGGGACAUGUAAACUGCACUUACCAGUAUGGAGAAUUCACCUACAACUCCUCGUGUCAGUAUUCAUGUGAGACGGGAUACCAACUGACCAUGUCGAGACCCCUGAGAUGCACUGGGACUAAGCAGUGGUCAGAACAGCCACCUGAGUGUAAACUGGUUCAAUGUCCAGAGCUGCUUUCUCCAGAAAGAGGGUACACAUCAUGUUCCAACCCUCUGGGCUCCUCCAGCUACCUGUCCACUUGUGAGAUCACCUGCAAUGAGGGCUACGUACUGGAGGGCUCCUCGUCUACCACUGUUAGGACACAGUGUGGUGCGUCUGGAGAGUGGAACGUCUCGCAGCCAACUUGUGUUGUUGCCCCAUUUCCUGCUCCUCAGAAGCUGGACAACGGCUUUGUCAGCUGUUAUAACAUAGAUCUCAGGUUCACCCCAACAAGAACCUGCAAUUUCAGCUGCGCCCGUGGCUACCACCUGGUGGGACCAAUCAGUUUGACUGACACAGCUCAAACAGCAGCCAAUAUGAGUGAAAGAAUGCCACGCUGUGAAGCGAUUAUCUGUCCCAGUCCAAAAGGGCACAGUAACCUGAUCCCCAAGUGCAGCCGACCGUCGUCUGAACUUUCACCAGGCUCCACCUGCAGCUUCAGCUGUGCCCCGGGUUUUGAACUGAUGGGAGAAGACGCAGCUGAGUGUUCAGACGAAGGGAAGUGGAGCAAACCUUUACCUGACUGCAAAGAAAUAACUUGUCCUGCUCCCAAGAUCCCCGCAAAUGGACACGUGGACUGCAGCCUCCCACCAUCCUCAACAUCUCUUAGCCACAGCCCAUAUGCACUUGGUGUGCUCUGCACUUUCAGCUGUGACAUAGGCUACGAGCUCCAAGGUGCAGACAUCAUGGAGUGUGCACGUAAAGGCCAAUGGAGCUCUUCACCAGCGACCUGCACAGGUACAAGAAGAUCUGUCAGUUGCCCUUUGCUCAAGGCUCCUGAAAAUGGUUUCGUCAACUGUUCGGACAGUGAACUGGUUUACAGCUCAGAGUGCUCCUUCACAUGUGGUCAAGAUUACACACUGGUUGGACACAAGCUGCUGACCUGCAGUCAUCAUGGCAACUGGACUGAAGAGAGACCUAUCUGCCAAGCUUCUCCCUCUGUCACGGCUCUCGUUUCUGGCGUGGUGUCAGUGGGCACGGUGCUCAGUGCUCUUUCUGCUGCCGCCUGGAUCAGGAAACAACUGAAACAGAAAAAGGACACCUUUGAGCUGAGCAGCAACUCUGACAUUGAAGCACCUCCAACAGAAUCCUACAGAAACAGCACUGAUAGCCUGAUAUAAAACAGGCUGUAAGGACAGAGAUCCAGUCUCAGUGGCCCAGACCUUUACGGUGUGGUUGUAUUUGUGUAAAAAGAUGCUUUGUUUGCUUGACAAUGUUAUGGAAGUCUGUUAUCUAAUCCCUGUGGGAAGUUUACAUUUGAAUAUAUUGUUCUACAGCAUUAUACAAUUAUUACAGUCUUUUUCUGAGUGUACCAAUGCAUUAUUGCAAAACUGUGAACAGCGUUUUAUGCAUCAGUAUCAAUACACUAUUUAUGGUUAAGAAAUGCAUAUGACAUGUUGAUAUUUAUUUUUGUACAUUUAAUAAAGUGCCAAGUUUUUUAAAAAAGCAA